Messenger RNA from Trichoderma citrinoviride, 1389 nucleotides. RefSeq lists its product as hypothetical. NCBI's taxonomy places the organism in Eukaryota, Fungi, Ascomycota, Sordariomycetes, Hypocreales, Hypocreaceae. Gene Ontology annotation, cellular component: Ndc80 complex; kinetochore. The coding region runs from base 1 to 1389 and encodes 462 amino acids. The transcript is spliced from 2 exons. Gene Ontology annotation, biological process: kinetochore organization; meiotic chromosome segregation; attachment of mitotic spindle microtubules to kinetochore. The record is from RefSeq and is a predicted model, not a curated record. Gene Ontology annotation, molecular function: protein-containing complex binding.
AUGGCGUACAACCCUCGAGUCAGCAUCAUCCCAGCCUCGCAGCAACAGUCACGGUCGAGGAAAAAGGAGGAAGAGGCCGACGCGUUUAUGCGGCUGCCGGACCGCGAAAUCGUUGGCUGCAUCACCGACAUUGGCAUCAACUUCACCAUCGCCGACCUGCAGAAGCCCAAUCCCGCACACGUCCAGCAAAUCUUCGAGUGGUUCGCCGAGCUGCUUCUCAAUGCGACGCGCGAGACGGUCGAGCCGGCGAUGCGCGCCGCCGCAGAGGACGUUUGCGGCGAGUUUGCCGACGUCAUUUCACCCGAUACGCGCAAUCUGAUGGGCUUCUUCGUGUCGCUGAGGCGGUUGCUGGUGGAGUGCGGCAUCCAGGACUUUAGCUUCAACGACCUGUACAAGCCGACAUACGAACGCCUGGUUAAGAUCUUCAGCUAUCUGAUCAACUUUGUGCGGUUCCGAGAGUCCCAGACGAGCGUCAUUGACGAACACUAUAACAAAGCUGAGUCGACAAAGACGCGGAUACAGACGCUCUACGCGGAGAAUCAGGAGAACGAGACUCGGCUGGAGGACAUGAAGAACAACCGGCAGGCGAUGGAGGCGCAGGUGCGGGAGAAGACGAUGCGGAACGAAGAGUUGAAGCGACGACUGCUCGAGCUCAGGCGAAACCAAGAAAAAGUUGCCGCGCGACUGGAGGAGGCGAAGCAGAAGAAGGGCGAGUUGACAACCGUGCUGGAGCAAAAGACCCAAGAGAAGAUCACACUCAAGCAGGAGAGCGCCAAGCUGCGGCCGUAUGUGCUCCAGAGCCCAUCGGCUCUGCAGCAGAAUCUGACAGAGCUACGAGACAUUCUCAACAAUGACAAGGCGCGCAUCGAUUCACUGGACCGACGGGCACGAGCGCUUCAGACAUCGGCAGAUUCAUUCGCCGUUGUAACAACCGAUGUCGCAUCCUGCAUCAAGGUCCUGGAAGAAGUUGCGAUGGAGAUGGCGAAAGAGGAGGAAGAAAUGGCCAAGAACACAAAGCAGCGCGAGGCACUAUCGGAGAGAGGAAACAAUGCUCGCGAGGUGGAGAGAGCAGAACAAAUGCUCAAGCGACAGCUUGCCAAAUGGAUGGAGCGAACAGAGAAGCUCCGCGAGCAGAGCAACCAGAAGGCGCAAGAUGCCAAAGAGAAGAUGCACGAGCUGCGGGCAACGCACAAGAGGCUGACGGAGGAGCUCACGGACAAGGGCAAGGAGAUGGAGAUUCGACGAGUGAGGAUCGAGCAGACGGAGAAGAAGAUGCUCGAUCUCAAAGAGAACAUUGAGAACGAAGUCCACGCGGCGUACGACGAGUACCUUAAAAUGGAGGCUCACAUCAAGUUGUACAUUACCGAGAUGGAACAGACAAUCGGCUAA